Caenorhabditis remanei is the source of this 3471-nucleotide messenger RNA. RefSeq lists its product as uncharacterized. The coding region runs from base 1 to 3471 and encodes 1156 amino acids. Gene Ontology annotation, cellular component: nucleus. Gene Ontology annotation, molecular function: zinc ion binding; ubiquitin protein ligase activity; nucleic acid binding. Lineage: Eukaryota; Metazoa; Nematoda; Chromadorea; Rhabditida; Rhabditidae. The transcript has 14 exons. Gene Ontology annotation, biological process: ubiquitin-dependent protein catabolic process; mRNA processing; protein ubiquitination. The record is from RefSeq and is a predicted model, not a curated record.
AUGUCGUCAAUUCACUACAAGUUCCGAGCGGAGCUUGAUUACAAAACACUGCAGUUUGAUGGGUUGCAUAUACGUGGAGAACAGCUCGUCCGUGAGAUUUGUGCCAAGGAAAAUCUAAAAUUGGAGCUCUUUGAAUUGCAGCUUCAGAAUGCACACACUAAGAAAAUGUAUACAGAUGAUGAGCUGAUUCCGAGAAACUCGUCUAUAAUAGUUCAAAGAUCACCCAGAAAGGAUGCAGCUAAAAUUCAAAAAGUCCAAGCCGGUGUUAAUUCUGGCAUGGUCAAUCAAGCAGAUGCCUCGUCUUCUUCCCUUGAUCCAAAUAUCCAUAUUGGUUCGGCUGAGUUUGAAAAUAUGGAUGAAGCAGAACGACUCAAUCACAUCAGGGAUCAAUCAACUAGAGCUUAUGAUCCAUCAAACUUCCGACGACGACCACAAGGAAUCAUGACAGGACCACCACCACCAACAUACACAUGCAAUCGCUGCUAUCAGCCGGGACACUGGUACAAAAACUGCCCGAUGCUCAACACGAAGCGGACAACAGGAAUACCAUCGCAAGAGUUAAUGGAAACUACUGCUGAUGAUCCAGCAGCGAUGCUGCAUCCAAGCGGAAAGUAUGUAGUUCCAAUAAUGCAUUGGAAAGCUCGACAGGACACAUUAGCCAAGAAGCUCGAAGACGGAUCUUCGUCCCCAGCUCAGGCCGAUCGUAAAGUACCACCAGAGUUGCUUUGUCCGCUGUGCCAAUCUCUAUUUAAAGAAGCCAUUGUUACUUCAUGUUGCGGUAAUUCGUACUGUGCCGAGUGCAUCGAGCAAAGGAUAAUAGACCCGGAGAACAGAAAAUGUCCAGGAGCUGAUUGUGGUCGUGAUCUGUCUAUUACCAGUAUCAUACCGAAUAAAACUCUCCGAGAUGCAGCUGCUGCAUGGCUCAGUGCCGGUGCUCCCGGUCAACCAACUGCUCAAGGAAUACAAGAGCCAGAACAAAUUAGAAUUCGCAUUGGGCUGAAAGCACCUGCGUCAUCUAAUGCAAUUUCUUCUCAACAAUUGACAUCUGGAAUUUCUCCUGGAAGUGCUUUAGUUUCUCAGCAGCCUGCACCAUCCGUUGCGGUUUCAACAGUUCCUCCGUCACAGACUGCCCUUGCUGUUUCCUGUCUCCCUUCAUCAUCCACCCUCGCUAGCACAGGUAUUGUUCAAGAUGUCAGCCUGCCACCUCCACGUCUUCAUCACGAGCUUCCGCCAGGAAUUCCAGGAGUCACGGGUCUUCCUCACUUCCCUCAAGCCGUUCCCGGUAUUCCGAAUGCGGCUGUCCCACAAACCCAACCAGUUUCUCUCAAUUAUGGCAUUGCUGCUUAUACUGCCGGAUUCCCUCCUGCAGCAUCGUCGGGCCCUCGUGUAUCUACUAUUAGUGACGAAUGGAAUGCCUUCCUUCAAACCAAAGACAGACAUGAUAAGCGUAGAGACAAAGAUAGGCCACGACAUAAAGAUGGACAUGAUUCUAGAAGUCGUAGGAGACGAGAUUCUUCAUCAUCGUCAUCAUCAUCGUCUGCCACAUCGUAUUCAGAUGAAGAGGAGCGUCAACGUCGACGACGUCGAGAAAAGGAGUCAUCGAAGAAGAGAAGAAGCGUAGAAAAAGAGCGCCCGAGACGUGAUGAUCAUAGAAGAGAACGUGAUCGCGAAAGAGAUCGUGAUCGUGAGUAUCGGGAUCAUCGUGAUCAUCGGGAGCAUCGUGAUCACCGUGACGCUAGAAGCAAAGAUUCAAAAGUUUCGGCUUCCUCCUCAUCUCAUCGUAGAGAUCGGGACGAUGAGAAACGAAGAGACAGAAAGAGAGACGAUGGAAGAAAGAAAGAUCGUGAAGAAAAGAUGGAGGAAGACACCAGAGAGCGGGCGAACAAAGAUGUGGAGUCGAAAGAUGAGGAUGAGAUAGAUGGGAUCAUUGCGGAGUACGGUAAUGCGCUUGCACCGGAAACUGUUGGAGAGACUCGUGUCACUGAAGAAAAAGAGAAUUUGAACGAUGAGGAAAUCUCAACACCACACGAAGAGAAUACUCAAUCUCCCGUAUCAAAAGCCGUCGACGAGGAUGAGCCAGCGGCAGACGAAGAACCUGUGGACGAAGAGAACAGUCUUCCUUCUCGUGAAAAAUCAUUGGAUUCUGUGAAUCAAGCAAUGGAAACUAGUGAAGCUGAAGUAGCUGAAACUAAGGAGGAGAAAAUGCCUCUUGAAGAAGAAGAGGAUGAUGAAGAAAUGGAGGCCGACGUCGAAAUGAAAGAAAAUCAAGAGAAAGAGGACGAAGAGACCGACCGAAAAGCGAAAGAAUCUCAAUCUUCGACAAUGAAUACAGCAGAUGAGGAUGAUGAAGGAGGGAAGAAAUCCAGAAAACAUAAGAAAAGUAAGAAGAGCAAAAAGCACCACCGUAAGGAAGAUGAUGGGGAUGAUGAGGAUGAAGAAAGAAGAAGAAAGAAGCAUAAGAAGCACAAGAAGGAGAAAAAAACGAAGAAAGAUAGAAGAGAUGCUGAUUCUGAUCAAGAAGAUGAUAGAAAGCACAGAAAGAAGGAGAGAGAUUCUGACAAAAAGUAUGAUGAUGAGGAUGACUCUGAUAGGAAGGAACGAAAGAAAGAAAAGAACCGUACCGAAAGCUACAGCACAACUGAUCGUAGUGAGAGAAACAAAGAGAAAGAGAAAAAGGAGGAUGAUGUAGAUGAUCGUAAGGAGAAAAAGAAGGAGAGUGACAGACGUCAGGAUGAGGAUGACAAAAAAAAAGAGCGGAAGCGCGAUCGUGAACAUGAGGAGUAUGACAGUGAUGCUCCGAAAAUCAAAGUGAAACGUGACGAAAAGAUCAAAGAUGAUCGGAAAGAGUCUGAUCGAGAGAAAGAUCGGAAGAAGGAAGAUGAGAAGGAGAAGAGGAAGGAAAGGGACGAGCGUGAUAAGAAGCGGGAAAAAGAAAAAGAGAAAGAAAGAGAGAAAGAACGUGCGAAGGAAAAAGAAAAGGAGAAGGAACGGGAGCGGGAGAAAGAGAAAGAACGCCUGAAGGAAAAGGAAAAGGAGGCUGAAAAGGAGAGACAAAAAGAGAAAGAACGCGAGAAGAACAAAGAGAAAGAACGAAAAGAAAAGGCCAAGGAAUUAGUGCCAGAGAAGCCAAGGCGUUCCGUUCACGAAAGACUUCAACGAGCCGAUACCGUGAAAGUUUCCUCGUCCUCCUUAUCGAAAACCGUACCUACUCUGGCUCGGAAACCCGUUUCGUUCACUGUCACUUCGAGCAAAGCUGCAUCGAACAUCAGAGUUCGUCAGUACUCCUCGUCCUCGUCGACGAAGGAACAAGAAGAGGAAGAUCGUUCCAAGCAAGAUCGUCGUAAGAAAGACGAAACUGAUGUGGAAAGCAUUGGAGAUAAGGACAAGAAGCAGAAGUCGUCUCGUCAACUAUCAGCAAGUGGGCCAACAGUCAGCAUGCACAAGAAUACCAAAAUCAAGUUCGAUCUUUAA